GAGUUCACCUGGGUAUUAUUGCGUUCUCGCGAGGUCCUCGCCAUCGGAUGAUGUCAGGCGUUCGGCGAUUGUCGCCAUCUCCGGCGAGAUCGGAUCUUCGAGAAACUUUUUUUUCGGCGGCUUUUACAGUGGAUGCGCGAAACUCCAUUUUCGAUUUUCUACAUUCCUUUUAGAUCUUUCUAUAUAUGCGCAUAUAGAUUUGGCUUUAUUGAGUUGCAUUUCCAACCACGUCUCAUAGACUGCGCUUUACAUUCAGCACAAUGUCCGAAAUCUCUCCGUCUAGUCGCGCCGACGAGGUGCAGACGCUCUUGAAGGCCGUCGAAGACCUUCUCAUUCCCUUCAUUCGAUCCGCAGAUGAGCACUCGGUCCCCGCGCACAAGACCCAGAACGGCGUCAACGGACAUUCGGCCUCGGAAGGAACGUCUCUAGUCAACUACAAAAGGCCAGAGGAACUGAGAAAUAUUCUGCAAUUAGAAAUCCCCGAGCAAGGCCGCAAGCAGGAGGGCUUGAUCGAAGUUUUGCAAAAGGUCCUCAAAUACUCGGUCAACACUUGGCACCAGGGCUUCCUGGACAAGCUGUAUGCCUCAACAAACGCCCCCGGUGUGGCAGCCGAACUCAUUCUUGCCACCUUGAACACCAACGUGCACGUCUACCAAGUCUCGCCUGCCCUCACGGUCAUUGAGAAAUUCACCGGUCAGCGACUCGCAAACCUCUUCGGACUGGACGGUCCUCGAGCAGGAGGCAUUUCAGUCCAGGGUGGCUCGGCUUCGAACACUACGUCCAUCGUUAUUGCUCGCAACAACCUCUACCCGGAAACCAAGGCGGACGGUAAUGGUGGGUACAAGUUUGUUCUCUUCACCAGCGCCCAUGGCCACUACAGUGUUGAGAAGGCCGCUCAAAUGCUGGGAUUCGGAAGCAAGGCCGUCUGGCCCGUGCCAAUCGACAGGCAGGGGCGUAUGAUCCCCGCCGAAUUGGAAAAGCUGGUGCAGAAAGCGCAGAGUGAAGGCCGAACGCCGUUCUACGUCAAUGCCACGGCCGGUACCACGGUCAUGGGCUCGUUUGACCCUUUCAACGAAAUCGCCGCCAUCUGCCAAAAGUAUAACCUGUGGUUCCAUAUCGACGGAUCCUGGGGCGGUUCCUUCAUUUUCUCGCGCAAGCAGAGACACAAGCUGGCAGGUUCGGAGAAGGCAGACAGCAUUGCGAUCAACCCACACAAGAUGCUCGGUGUACCGGUGACAUGCUCGUAUCUGCUAGCUGCGGACAUUCGCCAAUUCCAUAGGGCCAACACUCUCCCUGCAGGCUAUCUCUUCCACAACGAGGAUACCGAACCAACUCAGAACGGAAACACGCACGAGUCCGAACUAGAGAUCGAUUCGCCCGAGGUGUGGGAUCUCGCAGAUCUAACCCUCCAAUGCGGUCGUCGCGCAGACUCGCUCAAACUUUUCCUGGGAUGGACAUACUACGGCACUGAGGGAUACGAGAAACAGAUUGAUAAUGCAUGCGAAGUUGCCGCACAUCUCGCUACGCUCGUCUCACAAAACCCCAACUUUACCCUCGUCAGCGAGAACCCGCCUCCCUGUCUGCAGGUUUGCUUUUACUACGCACCUGGUAAGCAAAUGGUGUACCCGCGUGGCGUCGUCUCGAACGAGACGCAGCGUGCGAAGAAUAAUAGCAAGGUGACCGAGCAGAUUACGCAUGCGAUUGUGCGCAAGGGAUUCAUGGUCGACUUUGCUCCUCCCAGUGGCGAUGACGACGAAGCUGGAAAUGGCAAGUUCUUCCGUUGUGUGGUCAAUGUGUCGACUAGCAAGGAGACGGUCGAAAGUCUUGUGCGCGCUAUUGAGGAGGUUGGACCUGCUAUUGUGGAGUCCUUGACGUCCGCUACCCCGGUUGUUCCAUUGAAGCGACCUGGUGAGCACGGACACGGUCCCGUUGUCCAUCAUCGGUGAUUGUGUCUUGGGUAAUUUAGUUCUAUUGUACAUUGAUACACAUACUGUUGUAUCGCAUCAUAGAGGUACUAGAAAGUUCAUGAAUACAUAUCACUUUCAAACGGGGGAUGUUCAAAAUUGUUGUGAAAUGGAUAAUUUGUCUUGUUAUGUAUGUGUAUGAGAGUACACUGCGCUACUACAGGAGGAUAAAUCCAGUCAUGUAUGUGAGCCCUGGGUCUCCCAGUGCAAAGUCGUGAUACAGGCUACCUAAUUACCAAUUUCCACCCUCCUCUCCAAGACAGAGCGUCCCUCGGCUUCGGCGAGACCAUCAAUCUCCAGUUCAGCAAGCACAGCACGGGCACUCUCAUUGUCCUUGAAUAGCCUCUUCUCCACAUCCCAUAGUUCCAGUGCAGCGCCAUCCCCUUCCGCAUUCUCUGCACUUGGAUCUGCGGCAGCACGCAGAUUCAAAAUACGCAAACCCUCGUUGAGCUUCUUGACAAUCCGCGUCGAACCUCCAACAUGACCCGCCAGACCUAGCGCGUUAUCGACCACACUGCAAAGGUGAUCGACAUCGCUAGCCAGCUGUGCCGCACCUGUUUCGGAGAAAUUGUUCCUCAUCAAGAUGUUGUCCCAAAUGUAAUUCUGGAUGGAGAGAAGAAGCUGGCGAGAAACACGUCGGAGAGGCGCAACUCCCAGAGCUCGAGCGAGGAAAUUGAGCUGAGUCGAUAGAACGCGCAUGGGAUGGGCCAGGUCGGAUGAAAGAGCCAGGGAAGAGGUCGUUGCGCCAGCUGAAGGGGUCGAGAGUGUUGCCCAGGUCGCCAAGCGGGAGUAAGGCCUCAAGGCUGUAGUAACAUUCGAGGUCAGUGUCGAUGUAAGAAUAGAUUCGGAUUGCAGUCGGAGAUGACGGUAUGCAGAGGCAGUCUCGUCAAAGAGUGCCCCCUCGGACGUUUGAGCACUGGCAGGAUCGUGAUUGGCAACGGCCGGAGACGUGCGUGAGGCAACUUCCGCAACAGACAUGGUACCAGCCACAUUACGGCCACCGUCGCGGUUCUGCUUCACUCGAUCUUGGAGCUCGGACCAAAGCUCCACGAAGAAAACAUCAUUGCUCCAAUCCUCCAUCUUUUUCUCGAGGUAUUCGGCACUACCGAACACCCUGCAGAGCCUCUCAAGGCCCGCAACGCCUUCAACGCUAGCCUGCCCGUCAGCUCCCUGGACUGUACGGCCAAGAGCGGAGGUCAUGGUCCGAUAGGCAUCCAAAGCCUCACGGAGGCGCUCGUGAAAUUGAUCGAAUAUGGUGAUCUGGAUGUCAAUGAGGAAUCGUAACUUCUGACUGAAGGAAGUCAAUGGCUGGUAUCUCUCGGUGAUGGUUUCGAGCAAGUCGUUCACUCGAAUUGCAGCCUUAGUAGGUUUGGUAGCAGUAAUCUCAACACCGUCAUAGUCAAUUUCACCACUAUCCGGCGUGUCAAUGAUAUCUCUGUAUCGAGCCAGAGCGAAGUCCUUCUCCACCUGAAGCCAGCGAUCAUACCACCCUUGCGUUGUGAGAACUUCCCAGGUCAUUCCUUUCCAGUUGUCUUCGGCAAAGGGAUCUGGCAAAUAAUUCCACGUUUCUCGCAGGUCGUUGUCAAAGUUCAUUAGCUCGUGGACGAAAUGGCUGAGCAAUUGAGGGUGAUUGACGAUCUGGGGCAUGAAGCUUUCGAUCUUGUGCCUCAGCGUUGGAAGCAGGGCCGUGAUAAAGGCAUGCAAAGCAUUAUAGAAAUUCCAUUCGAGAUCUGGGCCGGCUGAAUGAGCCUUUUCAUCGAGAAUUGGCUGCAGAUAGGAUGUAAAGAACCCGCCAAAUUGGCUGAUUAGAUCCAUGAUGUGCGCAAGGAAAUAUUCAGGCUAGUCAAAUUUAGAAUUAGAAA
Molecule: messenger RNA, 3826 nt
Organism: Penicillium brasilianum
Lineage: Eukaryota; Fungi; Ascomycota; Eurotiomycetes; Eurotiales; Aspergillaceae
Source: the annotation of a GenBank genome assembly